Gamsiella multidivaricata is the source of this 2626-nucleotide messenger RNA. RefSeq lists its product as uncharacterized. The transcript has 5 exons. Bases 146 to 2383 code for a protein of 745 amino acids. The record is from RefSeq and is a predicted model, not a curated record. NCBI's taxonomy places the organism in Eukaryota, Fungi, Mortierellomycota, Mortierellomycetes, Mortierellales, Mortierellaceae.
CUUGACCACCCAAGGUUCCUCUUCUCCUCAAGAGCAAGCUGGUCAUCCUCCCUUGUCACGGACUCGUAUUCCCCAGCAUCGUCAUCGGCACUCGUUUAAACGACGAGAGAGGACUCAGGCUCAGAAGCGACCACCCCCACCCAAGAUGAAGCAAUUUGUCGCUAAGCCUUACAAGGAACCGGAACACAAGCCUGAGAAUCCCAAACCCAAGCCGAAACCCAAGCCGAAACCCAAGCCCAAGCCGAAAUCACUGUCGACAUCGGCAGUGACGAAGGAGAAACUAACAAUCACUCGGUUAAUGACCUAUCAGCACCCGACGACCUCUUUGUAUCUUGGUACUUUAUUGGCCAAUGUCAAGCGCGCACUUCCGAAUCAAGACGGUCUGCAACAAGAGGUGAUGGCUAUCCAUCAGAAGGCUCCGAGCGAAGCGGCACGCAUCAAGCGCCAGUGCCAGAGGUUGAUCGGGGAGUACAUCGAACACUUGGUCAAGAAAGGACUUGAAAGCCUGGAUGCCGAGGAGCGGAAGUUUUUGGAUCUUCUCUGUCCGAGAGUCAGUAUGAAGGAUGUCAAGGAUGAUGCCGAUGAUGCUAUGGAGGAUGACGAGGACAGGGACGAGAUUGUUAGCGUUAUGGGGGAGGACGAUGACGAAGAGGAUGAUGGCGAUGAGGACGACACAGAUCUGGAAGGAUCAGGCAAGGAUGACAAGGAGCAGCGGCAGUUCCUUUCGAACUUUUUAACACACCUGUACUCCGGCAACUUCCCGAAAUCUGCUGGUAUCGGGAUCAAGGUCGAUGCGUUCAUCUCUCGUCUUGAAGGUCUUGAUCUGUACACUCCACCGCGGACUUGGUCAGAGAUAAACAAAACUCUGCCAUUUACUCCCAAGGACCUGGUGCGAUCUGUAGUCGGACAGUUGAAAGCCGAGCUAAAAAGGAUGUAUAAGAAGGGAACUUGUGAUCUACACAAGACGCUGAAGAAGAGGGCGAGCAAGGGGUUGCUGAAGAGGUCUAACGAGGAAAUUCAGAUUCGGGGUGAUAUAUCAGCAGUUGAAAACUACGUCGCGCUGAACAAAUUGACCCAGAACCCCCGAGGGAUUGCGCCCAUGACUACGUCGAAGCAACCCUACAUCGGAUUUACCGAGAGGGAGUUGGCUGGAUUUUACUUCAAGAGUGGAGGAAAGCUGAAGGAGAGGCUUGUGGAGCUGGUGUCCAAAGAUGGAGGCCUCGCUACUAUACCAGGGAUACAAUGGUGGAUAGGCGCAAAGGAGCCAGGUUUCUUGUUCAAACACUUUGUCGCCGAUAUCGAUCCACAGAAUUUGACGAGUCGCCAGAAAGGAAAGGCUGGUCAUCGAGCUGCGAUCAAGUUGUGGUCCCUCGAUGCUCUCAGGAGCCACUUGCAAAAGUUGGAGGAGCCCGGAUUCCAGCCAGGAGAAUAUGCCGAGAAAGGGUAUAUUUCAAGGGGCUCGUUGCUGACGGAUGGUUUUGAACUGUAUCUGCUCGGCUUCAAGUUGAGGGAACUGCAAUGUGUGCGGUACAGGAGACUGCCGGCGGAUCGCCUGCCACCACGGAUCACGUCCACGGUCGGAGGGGUGGACUACUAUUUGCAGGAAAUUCGGCAUGUUAUCCAGACCAAGGAGGAUGUUGCAUGGUUGUGGCCCGAGAUCGACCCUCACGAUAUCAAGAUCCUCACGCUCAAUGCUAGACAAGCGUUUGUGGUGGGUGCAUAUGCAUAUCUACCGGAAGAUCCAGAUGCUCACUAUAACCUCACCGUCAACCAAAAGGCGGUACUCCAACCAGUGUUCCGGUACAGGAGGUGGUUAAAAGGAGAAAAGGAAGCGACUCCCGACAAGCAAAUAGAGUCGAUUGCUCAAACCGAAUCCCAACCACGGCUAGAAGGAGAAAAGGAAGCGACUCCCGACAAGCAGAAAGAAUUGAUUGCCCAUAUCGAAUCCCAACUUCCACCCCUCCGAGGUCCAGGAGCCAAUCUCUUUGAUUACGUUAAGGAGCUGGAGAAGGUCGAGGAGCGGCUCUCCGAGUUUUACAACGGGAAAAAGAAUCGAUUCAAGAAGCAUGCUUUGGACAUGGAGAGGGCCAAGCAAGCGGAAUACCAGGCUAUUGCAGCGAGUCUGCUCGGUAUCUUAGGCGGAAGCAUCGGCCGACAUCGGAACCCUGCAAAUCCAGUGUUAAUCGGAGUGGGUCUUGGACGAUUCAAGAGCACCGGGCGCCUGUCAUCGCUCCAUUCUUCAUUUUUGGCACGUUUAUUCCUUUAUUUUUAUCAAGGUGCGGUCGUUGGGCUAUAUCGUAGUUGGACUAAACGGAUACUACACUUCGAAAAAGUGCCCCGAUUGCGAAAACUUUGUGGCCCAGUGUUAGCUUUUGUCCCUUGACACCCACCCCGCCUAACAAUUUUAAUCGGGCACAAUUUUAUGUGAAAGGCACAAUAUAUCCGGACCAGAAGAGACCUCUUUACCUACAGCCCAGGACGGCAGACGGCGGGUACCCUGUAAUUUUGUCAUGAAAACAGGACUAUCUAGGCGCUAUCUACGUCAUUUGGCGCUGGUUCCAACAAUCGCCCCUUCGGCCAUCUCUUGCCCUGGACUUCUUGACUCCAUCCAUGGUUAUCUACCAUC